Molecule: messenger RNA, 2264 nt
Organism: Microstroma glucosiphilum
Lineage: Eukaryota; Fungi; Basidiomycota; Exobasidiomycetes; Microstromatales; Microstromataceae
Exons: 2
Coding region: 398-1954 (518 amino acids)
Source: RefSeq, a predicted model, not a curated record
AGUGUCAUUACCAGCCAGACACAAGCACAAGGAGGGAGGGGAGAGGCCAGAAUGGGAGCAGGAGCAGCAGCAGCAGCAGCAGGAGAAGCAGAAGGAGCAGCAGAAGGACACAAGGACACAAGCGUCUUCCGCGUAGCUCGACGCUGACACGCACAAAUCCGCAUCCGCGGCUUCUGGCCACUGCCGACGGCCCAUCACUGCCUCUCCCUUGCCCAUAUCUCGGCGACCGGCUCUAGCCAGUCUCAGAUGUAGCGAGCGACACUUGGCGGGAGACUCCCGUUGUCCUGUUCUAUAUAGCCAAGUCCAUGGUGAUCACCAAGGGCAAAAGAGUUUAUAUCCCCUAGAUACUCCUUCAGGCUCACUCGACGUUACCUGCCUCACAGCAAUUGAGGUAGAGAUGGCCGCCCAACGCUCCUCCACCGCUUCUGCCUCCUCCUCCUCCUCUUCUUUGCCACUUCAGCCCUGCGUUGACGAGUCCGCCUUCCCCACACCGGAAGACUUUGAGCAAUGGGUCGACAAGAUUUGUUGUGGUGGUAAGCUGCGUAUGCCAGGAGGCGAGACGCACAAGGGCGCCGUAGAGUGGCUGGAGUCAGAGCUCAAGAGCAUCGAGGGACUUCAAGUCACCUCGACGGAGCAUGAUUUGCGCGUUUGGGAACCAGCAAAGGGCGAGACGCUAGCAUCUUGCUCUAGUCUGGCACUUGGCUCCAAGAAGGUGCCAAUUGCUAGCACCAUUGCCUACUCUCUCCCCACUACCGUCACUGCACCCUUGGUGUACAUUCCUUCUGGCACACCACUCACAGCCGAGAAUGCCGCGGGAAAGAUUGUAGUGCGGGAUACCUCCUUCCCUCGCAUCUGGCCCUAUGCUUUCAUCUCUCUCAUUUCCUACUUCACCACACGCGAUUUGCCCUACUUUUCACGGUACAAGCGUCCAGCAACCGAUGAUCAGGCCAUCGAGGACAUGCUCGUAGGAAGCAAAAUUGGCGUCAAGGGUUACAUCGACGUCCUUGACGUGCCUAGGGAAUACAUGGAAGGACACUUCACACCUCACGAUGGUAUCUUUUACAAGUUGCCGGGAAUCUUUGUGGGUUGUGAUGAAGGAGCAGAAAUUAAGAAGGCUGCAAAAGCUGGAAAGGAAGCGACGAUUACUGUCAGGGCUGAUGUGUCCGAGUCGACGACGAAGAACCUUACCGCCACUUUGCCAGGUCAAUCGUCUGAAAGCAUCCUCUACGUCACUCACACCGAUGGCUGUUCUCACGUGCAAGAAAACGGUCCUGGCGCACUCCUCGCCCUGGCCAAAUACUUUGCCUCUGUUCCUCUCUCCUUGCGAACCCGUACAGUGCAAUUCGUCUUUAAUUCUGGGCAUCUCAACUUAGCUCGAGAGGGGAGCAAUUUCCAUUCGCAGGCACUAGGCAAGGACUUGGGAUCGGAAGUGACGCUAGUGGUGCCUAUUGAACACAUGGCCGCACGGGAGAUUGAGCAGUACUCGCGGGGCUUCUGGACUAAUGGGUGGGGCCUCAAGUACACGGGUAAAGGAGAGCUGAUGAUCUGGGCAGUGGGACCCAUGGAACCUGUGAUCAAGGCUGUGAGAGAGGCAGUGAGCCGACGCAAGCUAGACCGCGUCGUGGUGAACCGUGGAGCAUGCCUACCUCAAAGCGUGGUGGUACCGACGUACACCAGCUUUGGUGGACUGGGGACCUACUACCACACUCAGCUCCUACCAACAACUUCCAUCAUCUCUGGACCCUGGUCACUUUGGUCACCCUACUGGGGCCCUAAAGCAGUCGACUAUGCACGGAUGCGAUCACAGACACUGGCGCUUGGAGACCUCUACUUUGCUCUGCAGGACGUAAAGCGGGAAGAGAUUGUCAAGCCCUACACCGAGUAUAGGGAAGAGGUGACUUCGGGUAGGAAGAAGCAAUUUGUUCACUAUGUCCCUAAUCCGGACGUGCAAUAGUACUAGUGAGACAUGAAGAGGACAGGGAGAGGCUGUUCCUCAUCAGUCGUAGUCUUUUCUUCUGGAGGCGGGCACAGAGCAGACAGAGCUACCGGCCAUACUGUCUGCCAUAGGCCAGGCACAUUGGGGUCGGCCGCAUUGCGCUGUCUUGCUGCUGGCCUACCCCUGGGUAGUCUUCGAUGGCGUCCAAUCAGGUGGGUGGUGUGUGGGUAACAGGUAGAAAGAUUGUCGAAUAGGAUCGGUCAUGGACAUUGUCUCGACUUUACAUCAUCAUACUCCAUCAAUGUGAAUACAUGCAAUUCUCCUCCAC